GGCAACUCAGCAACUUUACCUCUGGACAGGUUUUGAUAAAUCUCCCCAUGUGACUCCACUAGCAGAAUAGGGAGUGCAGCUCUGGAGUAUGAAACAGGCUGAGUUACUCAGAAUCAAUCCAAGAUAAAUAAUGCAGUGCACACAACUCUACCAGUGGAGUAGAUACAGGGGAAGAAGCAGCACAACUUGAAAGUUGCUCAGGUGCCGGGUGCAAGCCGGUAUAGACUCUGGUCGGGAGUCAUAAGGUAGAAAUCCAAGAAAUAAGUCAAUCCAGCAGCACACCAAUGUAGUGAAAAAACGAUACAAAAUAUGGCAACCAUGAAUGACUCUGGGUGGUCUCCUAUUCAUCAUGCAACUUUUAAAAACCAUCUUACGCUUGUGGAACGCCUUAUUGAAUCUUCAGGAUAUGAACACCUCGAGAAGAAGACCAAUGAUACUCUUCAAAAUACUCCUUUGCUUUUGGCUGUGGCCCGUGGUAGUGGACCAAUGGUCAAACUAUUGGUCAAUCAUGGAGCUGAUGUCACAUACCUGAACACGUGCAGACAGGGAGUAAUAGAAAUCUCCACUCUUUUUGGCCACGUCAACCUUAUCAAAUACUUUAUAAGUCUUCAUAAUAAGAAUUUAAAUGUGUAUAAAAAACUAGUAGCCCUUGUAGACCAAGACUCAGAAGAUGGUGUCAACCGAGCUUGUUUUAUCAUCUCAAAAUUGACAAGUCUAGCCGAAGAUCAAGAGUCAAUAUGUCAUUUAAGUAAUUUUGUAGACGAAGGUCUGGUCUUUCAAUUGGUUGAUGUGCUUAAGAAAAGCAUUGCUGAGAAUGUCAAGAUACAGACUUUAAACGUGUUAAAACCUAUCUUGGGGAAUAAGAAUGUGAGGAAAAAGAUGAUGGAGGUUGAAGGGUUUCAGGUUUUUGUAUCUCUAAUCUUCAGUAGUUCGGCACUUCUCCUGCCUGCAGUUAUGGGCUGUAUAUGUGAACUGGCAACAGAUAAAGACUUUGAAGAAGACCUUUUGGCCACUGUCAUUCCAGCACUCAAUAAAGUGGUUUCUAGUUUAGGGCAAGGGAACCAAGAAGAUGUCCUGCAGUCCAUUUUAAAUGUCUUGGACCAUCUGGCAGCUGUGUCAGCAGUAUGUAAGGACACUAUUGGCAAAGAAGCUGGUCUUCUUGGUACCUUGGUAAAAUUCUUUAAAACUUGUCAAACAAACUCCUUAAUGUUAACUUGGAGUGAAGCUAUUGGCAGUAUUGCUGAAGGAAACCUAAACAACCAAAACAUUUUGCUUAGUGAGAACAUUGGUUUAUGUCUUCAUCAACUUCUAAAGUCCCAGAAGAGAGAAGUCCUGAUGUCUGCAGUAAAAACUAUUUACAGACUAGUGGAAGGGAAUCCUCAAGCUCAGACGAAAGUUCUUCAGUCUAACAACUUCUCUCCGCUCAUACAACUGCUGAAAAGAAGCAAGUCCCAGUUAACACAUGAAGCCAUUGCCAAGACACUGUGGGCCCUGUCAGGACUUGAUACAGAAACUCAGAGAAUGGUGGCAGCCAGAAUAGGUGUAUCUUUGUUGGUUGAAUUUCUUUCCUCUCCCUCUUACAUUCUAAAUUUGGUUGGAACCAGAGGACUGAGCGUCUUGCUGCAGGGACCCUAUGACUUGAGGAAUGCAGUGAUGGCUGUAAAUGGGGCCCGCCAUCUUGUACGCCUCUUGAGAUCUCCCCGCGAGGAUGUCGUUCUUAGUGCAAUACAAGCCCUGCAGCAUAUCUGUCUUGGUGUUGGCUUUAUUCCACAUGGAAAAAUCCAGAGUGCUGUAGCCAGUUCCCGGGGGCUGAAGUUCCUCAUAGCAUUGAUGCGACACUCUCAGUCGGAGCGCAUUAAAGUGGAGGCAGCACUUGCAAUUGCGACUUCAGUUCUGGGGCAUAGUGAGAAUCUAGAGCUCAUUGGGAAAGGCUCAGGCUUCAGUUACUCUUACAUCCUCCACUUGUUGCACUCAUCUGAUGAAGAGGUUUGCCUGACUGCUGGAGAAGCUUUGGCUACCUUUGCUUUUAAAAGUACAAGUCAACAAAAGGAGAUUAUUCAGAAUGGAGGAUUGGUGUGGAGAGACUUUGCCAAACUCUUAGAAUCAACCAAUCAGAAUCACAGGACGUCCACAGCAUUCCAGUUGGUGGUGUUGGCACCCAUCAUUUCUGAUCAGAAGCCAUCAUAUACUUGUGCUCUUGGUAUACAGACACUUGUCGGGUUACUGGAGACUACACAACCCUAUGACACCCUGGCACUGGCUGCAGACUGUGUAGCCAGGUUGUCACUUACUCGGGCAGGUCUCUCUGCAGCUAUGGUUUCUAUUGAUAUUGUGAAUUUGUUGUGUCCACUGCUGUCCAGCCCAUCGCAGCAAGUGAGAGGUUCCGCUUCCAUCGCUUUGUCACAUUUAAGCUUCAACCCAGUGGCUGAGAGGCAACUAUUACAAAGGUGCAGAAGAGAUCCCAAGCUCAUAAAGGUUUUAAUUUACUACAACAAGAAGAGGAAAUGGUCAGAGAACUUCCUGGAGAGAUGGAGACACAUCAGAGAGCUGACGCUGCCCCCGAUACGGAGGACUGCAGUAUUUGUGACAUCCUCUGACAAGCAGAGAAACGACAGAGGAAAUAUCCAGAGCUCUGCAGGAAAUCAGAUGGUCACGCUCCCAGAUUUCUUGAAUAACCGACAGUCUGAGAUGAGGAGGAAAAAUCAUUGCUUAUCUGUUUAACUAAAUUCAUAUAGUUUAUAUUAAUUUUCCCCCACAUGUUCACUGCACAGUACAGCUUCUCUAGUUCUGUAUAUUACAUAUUAUUCUCACUAUCUCCUUUAAUUCUGUAUAUAUGGAAACCACACAGCACUACUUUUCUAAUCCUGUAUGUUGUAUGUAAUUCUCAAAAUCUGCCCUUAUUCUAUAUUCAUAGACUCUGCACAG
Messenger RNA from Hyla sarda, 2925 nucleotides. It is a transcript of the gene ANKAR, whose product is annotated as ankyrin and armadillo repeat containing. The record is from RefSeq and is a predicted model, not a curated record. Gene Ontology annotation, molecular function: protein binding. NCBI's taxonomy places the organism in Eukaryota, Metazoa, Chordata, Amphibia, Anura, Hylidae. The transcript has 12 exons. Bases 310 to 2721 code for a protein of 803 amino acids.